Drosophila biarmipes is the source of this 2122-nucleotide messenger RNA. RefSeq names its product photoreceptor-specific nuclear receptor (gene Hr51). Lineage: Eukaryota; Metazoa; Arthropoda; Insecta; Diptera; Drosophilidae. The record is from RefSeq and is a predicted model, not a curated record. Gene Ontology annotation, molecular function: nuclear receptor activity; RNA polymerase II cis-regulatory region sequence-specific DNA binding; zinc ion binding. Gene Ontology annotation, biological process: positive regulation of transcription by RNA polymerase II; anatomical structure development; cell differentiation. The transcript is spliced from 10 exons. Bases 314 to 2059 code for a protein of 581 amino acids.
UGUUUAGCUCCUGUCACGCUUUUAUGAUAAAUCUGAAAUCCAGAAUCUGGAAUCGUACAUCGAGACGUUAACAUCAUCAUCGCCGCACAUUCGCAGUCGCCGUCGGAUCGGUUUGGUUCGGUUUCAUCAGCGGGAUUCGCAGGACACUCCAGUUCAGUUGCCGUCGCCUCUCUAAAACUAUGGAGCUUAACGAGACAUCCUCCAAAAGAGUGUUUUAAAAGUGUAAUUUUAAAUAAUAAAAAAGGUGCUUAUUGUUGCUUAAACUUUUAAACUUCGUGCAAUUUAAAACCACGUUCUACUUAAACCAAACAAAAUGAACAAAGAAGAAAAUUCCUCCGAAACACGCCCAUCAUCUCAAGAGCUCCACAGUCCCCAGCGGCACUGCUAUACCCCUCCGCCGGCCCCGAUGCACGGACAGCCGCCCCCACCGACUUCGGGAGGCGUGGCCCCGCCCUCACAGCAGCCGCCCUCUCAUCCCGCCGCCCCCAACGUGUCCGCCGGGCGGUUGCUGAGCUGGAACCACGGUGCUGCUGCGGCAGCCGCGGCGGCAGCAGCAGCGGCAGCCAACUCCAUGAACCACUCGUCGUCGACAGAAGCCUCUUCGAUGACCCGGAUUAAGGGCCAGAACCUGGGCCUCAUCUGCGUGGUGUGCGGCGACACCAGCUCCGGCAAGCACUACGGCAUCCUGGCCUGCAAUGGCUGCUCUGGAUUCUUCAAACGCAGUGUGCGGCGGAAACUCAUUUAUCGCUGCCAGGCGGGAACUGGACGAUGUGUGGUGGACAAAGCCCAUCGGAAUCAAUGCCAGGCCUGCAGGCUCAAGAAGUGCCUUCAAAUGGGAAUGAACAAGGAUGCCGUGCAAAAUGAGCGACAGCCCCGCAACACGGCCACUAUACGGCCGGAGACCCUGCGGGAGAUGGAACACGGACGGGCGCUGCGAGAGGCCGCCGUGGCCGUCGGGGUUUUCGGACCACCCGUGCUACUGUCUCCGCCCUGCUACGGCUCCGGACUCCUGCCCCCGCCCUCACUGGGCAGCCUGCCGACGGGACGACUGCUGCACCACAACCACCUCACCUCCUCCAUGCAGUUGGCGGCGAAUCACAUGGGCGCCGGAAGCUUUCCCAUGUUCAACGCCGCCGGAGUCCACCACUCGCCCAAGGAGAAGGCCUACGGGAUGGAGCUGGCCAGCAGUGGCAACGUCUCCCACUCGACCAACUCGAGCAGCAACCACUCCAUCGAUCCCAGCUCACCGGCGCCCGAGAACACCAAGGAGAAGAACAACGCCGGCGGCAGCGUCUCCUCCAUCAGCUCCUCCAGUCCCACGAUGGAAAAUGACAAUGAUGACGACUCCAUCGAUGUAACCAACGACAACGAGGAGCCGCACACGGUCAGCAGAUCGGACUCCAGCUUCAUCAUGCCGCAGUUCAUGUCGCCCAAUCUCUAUGCCCACCAGCACGAGACAGUUUACGAGACGAGUGCCCGACUGCUCUUCAUGGCCGUCAAGUGGGCCAAGAACCUGCCCAGCUUUGCGCGUCUCUCCUUUCGGGAUCAGGUGAUUCUUCUGGAGGAGUCCUGGUCUGAGCUUUUCCUGCUGAACGCUAUCCAGUGGUGCAUCCCCUUGGAUCCCACGGGCUGUGCUCUCUUCUCGGUGGCGGAGCACUGCAAUAAUCUGGAGAACAACGCCAAUGGGGACACUUGCAUAACCAAGGAAGAGCUGGCGGCGGAUGUGCGAACCCUCCACGAGAUCUUUUGCAAAUACAAGGCGGUACUGGUGGAUCCUGCAGAAUUCGCUUGCCUCAAGGCGAUAGUUCUGUUCCGACCCGAGACCCGCGGCCUGAAGGAUCCGGCGCAGAUUGAGAAUCUCCAGGAUCAGGCGCACGUAAUGUUGUCGCAGCACACGAAGACGCAGUUCACGGCGCAGAUCGCCAGGUUCGGACGACUCCUCCUCAUGCUGCCACUACUGCGCAUGAUCAGCUCCCACAAGAUCGAGUCCAUUUACUUUCAGCGCACCAUUGGCAACACGCCCAUGGAGAAGGUGCUCUGCGACAUGUAUAAGAACUAGUUAACUCGUGCUUUAAGUUACAACAAAUUGAAAUAAAUAUGGUUUAUGUGUCUUGAAUGUUAA